AUGAUCCGUCUAACUCCAUCAAUUCUACGCUCUGGACAAAAGAUGCUACGUUUAUCUGUUCGGACACUGAUGCUACAAGAACAUCAUGGAAUGGCAAUACUUCAGAAAGAAGAUAUUAACGUUCCACCAUUUGGCGUUGCCAAGACGGCAGAGGAAGCCAGAGAGCAUGCAAAACGAAUAGGCGGUAAAGAUUAUGUAAUAAAAGCGCAAGUGCUGGCCGGUGGGCGAGGCAAAGGGCGGUUCGAUUCAGGUCUCCAGGGCGGAGUUCAAGUUGUUUUCACACCCGAUGAAGCGAUGGAGAAGGCGAGAAUGAUGAUUGGAGCUAACCUCAUCACAAAGCAAACAGAUCACCGUGGAAAGCUGUGCGAAGAGGUGCAAUCGUGCAAGUUACCACGGCUUCUGCUCGUGCUCGUUUGA
Cooperia oncophora is the source of this 417-nucleotide messenger RNA. Lineage: Eukaryota; Metazoa; Nematoda; Chromadorea; Rhabditida; Trichostrongylidae. The record is from the annotation of a GenBank genome assembly.